GCUCUUGGAGCGAGAGAGCGAGAGAGAGAGAGAGAGAGAGAGAGAGAGAGAGAGUCAUGCUAGCCUUUGCUCUCGUUGCUGGCUCUCUCUGGAUUCUGCUGGAGCUGAGCUCGACGCUGAUGGAGAAGAUGCAGGCUCAGGAGCUGCUAUUGGGUCUGCGGCUGCCCGAGCUGGACGAUCUGGGCCAGCUGUUCCGCUCACUGCCCACCUCCACGCUGGUGGGCCUGGGUGCACUGACCGCUGUGCUGGCGUACUGGCUGGCCACGCGUCCCCGUGGCAUCGCGCCGCCCUGUGAUCUUAGCAACCAGUCUGAAGAAGUGGAGGGUGGUGGUCGAAGAUCAAUGCUAGGCGACAGUCCCGAGCUGCUCACACACUACUUUGAAGAUGCCACAACCCUGUAUGAGGUGUUCCAGCGAGGGCUACAUGUAUCCGGUGAUGGACCAUGUUUGGGCUCCCGCCUGCCCAACCAGCCGUACAAAUGGCUGUCUUAUAAAGAGGUCAUGACCCGGGCAGAGCACCUGGGCUCAGGUUUGCUGUAUCAGGGCUGCCAGCCUAAUUCUGAUCAGCUGGUCGGAGUUUUUGCACAGAACAGGCCGGAGUGGAUAAUAGCAGAGCUAGCAUGCUACACUUACUCCAUGGUUGUUGUACCACUAUAUGACACACUAGGGCCUGACGCCAUUCGAUACAUCAUCAACAUAGCUGAGAUCUCUACAGUGAUCUGUGAUAAGCCUGAAAAGGCCAAAGUUCUUCUGGGUAAUGUGGAAAGACAGGAGACUCCAGGAUUGAAGAGGAUAAUUCUAAUGGAUCUGUUUGAUCCGGAGCUUGUGGAGCAGGGCAACAAUAGUGGGGUCCACAUUCAGUCUCUGAAAGAUGUUGAGGCUUGUGGACGAGAACAUUACAGAAAUCCAGUGCCACCUCGACCAGACGACCUGUCGAUUGUUUGCUUCACCAGCGGGACCACAGGAAAUCCAAAGGGUGUGAUGCUCACUCAUGGGAAUGUGGUGGCUGAUUUCGCAGGCUUUCUGAAAGUAACUGAUAAAGUUAUCCGUCCGAAUAAAGACGACGUGCUCAUUUCCUUCCUGCCGCUGGCUCACAUGUUUGAGAGGCUCAUCGAGGCGGUGGUGUACUGCCACGGUGGGAGGAUUGGCUUUUUCCAGGGUGAUAUUCGCCUGCUUUCAGAAGACAUGAAGGUCUUGCGGCCCACCAUCUUCCCAGUGGUGCCUCGACUGCUCAACCGCAUGUAUGACAAGAUAUUCAGUCAGGCUAAUAAUUCAGUGAAGCGAUGGAUCCUAAAUUUUGCAGCGAAGAGAAAAGCAGCUGAAGUCAGCCGCGGUGUCAUCCGGAGUGACAGUAUUUGGGACAAGAUCUUCUUUAGUAAGAUUCAGGCCAGUUUAGGCGGGAGGCUACGAAUGAUUAUAACAGGCGCCGCCCCAACUUCCCCAACGGUUCUCGGCUUCCUGAGAGCAGCUUUGGGCUGUCAGGUGUACGAGGCAUAUGGGCAGACGGAGUGCACAGCCGGCUGUACUUACACCACCCCUGGAGACUGGACCUCAGGUCAUGUAGGGGCACCACUGCCCUGCAACCUCAUUAAACUCGUGGAUGUGCCUGAGAAGAACUACUUUUCCUCAAAAGGAGAGGGGGAGGUGUGUGUGAAAGGUCCAAAUGUUUUUAAGGGCUAUCUGAAAGACCCAGUGAAGACAGCAGAGACCCUGGACCCUGAUGGGUGGCUCCACACCGGAGAUAUAGGCAAAUGGUUACCGAAUGGCACACUUAAAAUCAUUGACAGAAAGAAGCACAUCUUUAAGCUGGCCCAGGGGGAGUACAUUUCUCCUGAGAAGAUCGAGAACAUCUACAUCCGCAGUGAACCUGUGUCUCAGCUCUACGUUCAUGGAGAUAGUCUGCAGGCUUGUUUGGUUGCAAUUGUGGUGCCAGAUCCAGAGGUAAUGCCGUCGUGGGCCCGGAAAAAGGGCUUAGAUGGAUCUUAUGAGGAUCUGUGCAAAAAUGGGGAAUUAAAGAAAGCUAUCCUGGAAGACUUGGUGCGUUUAGGCAAAGCAAGUGGCCUCCACUCUUUUGAGCAGGUAAAAAACAUCUACGUCCAUAGUGAUAUGUUCUCCAUAGAGAAUGGAUUGCUGACUCCAACGUUAAAGGCAAAGAGACCAGAGCUGAGGCAAUAUUUCAAACAGGAGAUCGAAGAGCUCUAUCAAAACAUCACCAUGUGAACGUUCCCAUCACCCAACAAAGGCUGAGGACUUUUUUGGGACAUUGCUGAUCGUUAACCAUUUGUCCUUAAACUCCCGCAUCCGAAACCCCCAAAAUGAAUGAGCCGUUCACAAUGGAAUGGAGCCUGGUUGUCAACAGUCGGUGUGCCUUUGGAAAAAGUGGCGUAUCUACAACCAAAUUUGUCCCCACAAAAAAUGUGUUAGCAAAUCCAACAAGUGUUGGUGUUUCCUUUGUUUCAUUCUGUAUCAGAUGACCAAUCACGCCGUUCUCUUUGGUCCAUGUCUGUUCAUCUUUAUUGUUUUGUUUAUGGGUCCAGUUGUCUGGAAAAAAAGAAUAAUUCAGAACAAAAGGCGAUGCAUGCUACGUACCCAGCUCUCACUGAGCCAGUUCUUGCUUGAGAUUCUCAGUUUGUUUUGUUCAUCAGGGAAAAAAAAUGCAGACACACACAUACACACAAGUACGCACACACACAGCUACAUACCAUCUUACACACUCACAACAUGAUAGAACGCUAUAAUUCUAGCUAGUUAAGUUGUGCUGAAUGUGCUCGCUUGAGGCAAGUGAGCAUGCAAUGGACUUAGAACUUUUGGACUUGUCCAUAGUAAUGGCUUUUCCAUUCCAAAGUUGAAAAAAAUAGUGUAAAUAUUGAUGAAACUAGAUGUAAACAUAUUUAAGCAAUGGUUUGAAUGGAUUUUUUGAGCGUAGUGAAACAAAAAAAGAAAAAGAAAAAAAAACUGUAACUAUAAUCAAAUGGUGAAUGAAUCAGUAUCAUAUCUUUGUAUUUAAUAAGGGGGUGUGGAUGGGGACAAAAAUAAAAGAGAAUCUGUUAAGAUUUAAA
Molecule: messenger RNA, 3058 nt
Organism: Astyanax mexicanus (Mexican tetra)
Lineage: Eukaryota; Metazoa; Chordata; Actinopteri; Characiformes; Acestrorhamphidae
Gene: acsl6
Product: acyl-CoA synthetase long chain family member 6
Exons: 21
Coding region: 57-2219 (720 amino acids)
Biological process (GO): very long-chain fatty acid metabolic process; long-chain fatty-acyl-CoA biosynthetic process; long-chain fatty acid metabolic process
Cellular component (GO): endoplasmic reticulum; membrane
Molecular function (GO): arachidonate-CoA ligase activity
Source: RefSeq, a predicted model, not a curated record